Suillus paluster is the source of this 228-nucleotide messenger RNA. RefSeq lists its product as uncharacterized. The transcript has a single exon. NCBI's taxonomy places the organism in Eukaryota, Fungi, Basidiomycota, Agaricomycetes, Boletales, Suillaceae. The record is from RefSeq and is a predicted model, not a curated record. The annotation marks the transcript as partial.
GAAAGCCCAGCUCCAUCAGGAGUCGACAUGAUCUGGAAUCGGAUUAUGGCUGAUUUGAAGGAGUUGUACUUUUGUCGGUUGUCAAAAGAGAAUUUUGAAAGAACAUGGAGGCCUGAUGCAGUUUUUGAGGCCAGCUUUAUGCCAUUCUACGACUCACUCAUUCUGAUAGGAUCCCUUCAACAAAUGCGAGUGUUAUGCACAGUAUCCUUCUCAGAUGCGAGUCUCUAG